AUGACGUGCGAGGGCGAGAUCGCCUGGUGCCAGGGGCUGGGGGAGCGCGGGCUGGCGGCCUACGCGGAUGCAGCGCCCGCCAUUGUGAUCUGGGACAUGAAGAUGGAGGAACCCGUCCAAAUGGUGCAUCUGGCCCAUUUGGGAACGGGGCCAGGCAGGCUGGGCGGAAGGAGGUCGCCCCCGGCACGUGUUGCCGCUUCGCCGGACGGGGCCUGGAUCGCCGUUGCUGCUAGGGACCAUGAUGGGGACGCCGUCACCAUUCGCUUGCAGGUGUUUGAGACAAGGGGCAUGUUUACUGUGCUGGAUGUUACACAACAGCUGCGGUCUGGAGAUGAGGCGCAAUGGGCCCAGGACCUGAUGUUUGACCAGCGUGGGAGGCGCAUAAUCUUGGGCGUAGACCAUGCAAGGCUGCAGGUGUGGUUUCCAAUGUGCCUGAUGCAUGGGACCAGCACCAUUUCGCUGCCAUUGCUCCAGGGAGUCCCCUUCGAUGCCAGUGCACCCAGUGCUGGACUGACAAGCCCUGCACUGUCCAGUCCUGGUCUUGCCAGCCCGGGGCAGCCAGCUGCUGUCGAUCAGCGGAAAAGCAGUCCACCGAAGCUGUGUUCAUUUUCGCACAAUGGCAAUGCCCUCGCGAUCGCAUUUGGGAGCGGCAUGGAGACGGACCAGCCAGAUGAAGAGGUGGAGGUGAUGGUGUGGAAAUUGUGUUUUUGCAAGCCAUCGGGCAAGGGCAAAGUGGCACCGCCUCUGAGGGGCGCUUGGAAUGGCCUUCAUGCCCUUGCCCUGGACAGCGAUGGUAGCAGGUGUGUGAUAGCAAUUAAGGCGGCCCUUGACACACCUGCACGCAUUGUGCUGUGGGAGCUUGGCAGACCAAAGGUUCAGGAUUGGGCCCUGAAAAUGGACGCCGAUGAGGGUACGGUGGCAGCACACCUCGACCAGCAGUAUGUGUGGACUACCAAACCUGGUGACCCUCCUGUGGCUGCUGUGGGGUUCACAACGGGGGGGGAAGUGGUGGUCUGUGACUCCAUGGGAGUAUUGACAUUUUACACAACAGGCAACCCCAAUCCCACGUACAAGAGCAAUAGGCAGAGGUCCCCUGGUGCCACCUGCUCUAUCUCGUCCAUAGGCAGCCAUGCUGUGGUGCUUAAAAAGAACCUGCCCCUGGAGAUAUGGAACCUUCAGACCCACCAAGUGACCACCUAUUUGGACUUUACGAGGCAGGGCUUCCCAUACAAUGGGAUGACUGCGUGCGGUGGUCUCUUCUUGGACGGGGGUGUCCUGCUGGGCAACGUUGGUCGGGGUCCCCUGUUUGUGAAGCCGGAAGGGGACCUUGUUGUUGACAUGUGUGGUCAGGAGGCCUUGAUUGUGGGGAUUGAGGAUGGGCAUCCGUGUGUCAGCGUGUUCAACAACAGAACCCUGGGGCUGAUUCGAGCGAGUCAGGAACACGGUGAGCGAAUCGAAGAGUUCACUGGCAUCAGAAAAGGUGUCAAGGAGCUGAGGUAUGCGCAAGAUGGGCAAGAUGUGAAGGAGAUGGACCAUUCGAUCCUUGCGGUGAGUGGCAAUGGAAGGGUGGUUGCAGCAGUGACGGAGUACGGGAGCAUGCGAAUCUGGACGCCAUUUGCAGCCGACAUGUGCCUUCCCAACUACCGCCAACUGGAGUUGCAGUACUCCCCUUUUGAGGGCAAGGAAGAGAAGAUGAUGGAGCUACUGGAGGAGCAUGGGGCCGCCAUUUUGAAUCACCCCAACCACGAAGGCAAGUCGCUCUUUUUCAGGUCUGUGGAGGAGAAAAACUCAGCAUGGGUUACAGUGAUGGUGGACUGGGCACGUGAGGAGGGCAAGACGAUCUGCCUGCAUGCCUGUGGGCCCGGUGCCAUGGCUGCCAAAGACCCGCAGACUAGGAAUCGGGAUGAGCUCAGUGCCCUGGACAUCGCUCUGGCGGCUCGGGACGGGGAGAUGGUGCGUUUGCUGCUGGAUGUGGUGCUUGACGGGCCCACCACAUUUUCGGAGGCUGCAAGCGUGGUUGAGCACUCCUUUCCAGAUCUGCUUAGAGUCUUCCCGGCACUGUUUGAGGAGGCGCUGUGUAGUGACAGGAUUUUGAGGCCUGUCGAGGCGUCAGGGCUUGCCAGGAAGCUGGAAGCCCCUGUGGACGUGUUUAAAAAUGACAACUCGUUCGUUGUGGGGGCCCAUAAUGCACAGAUCUACUCUUCAAGACAGCUGAGCGCACUAUUUGCGGAGUGCAAUUCCAGGGUUGCGAAGCUGCUCAAGGAAAGGGAGAAGCAUGUAGCUGAGCUGAACCACCUGGACCACCAUCAUGGCCAAAUGAACUAUACUUGCUCGGACCGCACAUUGCCCAUUUCCUGCAAAAUCCUUCCAUGGUCGAAUGCUGCGAAGGUUGGCAGGGAGGGAGCACUGCGGCAGCUACGGUUUCGGCAGCCCCACGCUGACGCCUUCCCCUCGAUGGCUAUGAAAGCCAUAGUCGCAUACAAAUGGGAUCUCUUUGCGAGGCGCAAGAUGCUGGUGGACUUGGGGCUGCAUGUCCUGUUGCUGCUGUCCUACUCCCUGUUCUGGGUCAAAUGGGAGAACCUCCUUGAGAUCUUCGCAGUGGAGUCGCUUCCUGACUGGCAGUACGAGGUGAUGCUAUGGAUAUCUUUCCUGUUGGCGAUUUGGAAGCUGGGCCAGAAGGGGCGCCAGAUACGAUACCUCUGGAGGGAUGGGCUGGAGAUGGAGCAGCGGAUGACGAAGAGAGAUGCACAGGGCAUGAACUUUGGCGACAGCAUGUGGCACUUCAGUGGUCUGAGGCACUGGGCGAGGUCCAAGUGGAACAUCCUGGAGACAGUGGCAUAUAUUUCAGUGGUCGCAACCUCCAUCCCGGAAGCCAUCGACUAUCGUACCAUUGGAUCAAAAGAGACGCUGGAUGUGUGGGAGUACUACCAGUCCACCCACUGCAUGGCCGCAGCCACCUCACUCCUGCUUUGGUGGAAGCUUCUGUACUAUGCUGCAGCUACGCGUGCCACUGCACCCCUUGUUGUCGCUCUCUUUCAGGUUUUCUGGGAUGUGCGCUAUUUCCUGGUGCUGUUUGCCGCCAACUUCUUGGGCUUCACCACUGCCGUGCAUAUCCUCCUUCUCGACGAUGUGAAGUGCCAAUGCGCAGACUUCGAGUCCACCGCCACACAAUUCACCCUCAAUGCCACUGGCAAUAUAACAUCGCUACAGGGCGUCUUCAACGAAUUCGACGGCGGUGAGACGAAUUUCAAAGGGGAGUCCGAAUGCGAAUCGACGCCCCGCGGCUACCUGGACCCCGAGGACAGGGACCUUUUCUGUGGGGCGUACGCCGGUUGGUACCGCGUGUCGGUGACCAUGGUUGGCAUGAUGCUGGGCCAGUUCGACCCCGCCACCUUCAACCUGGCCUCCAACCGAUACUUCUCUGUCAUGAUCUUCUCCCUCUACCUCCUCAUCUCCUUCAUAAUGCUGCUCAACCUGCUCAUCGCCAUCAUCUCGGACAGUUUCGACAACGUGCGGCGCAACGAGGAGGCCCAGUUCCUCAUCGGCAGGGCCGAGGUCAUAGAGGACCUGGAGGACAGGAUGCUGUCACGGCACAAGGAAGCCGUACAGAAAAAGAUUGGCCGCUAUUUGUAUGUUUUGGAACCGGAGGAAAAAUCUCGACACGGAAUUUGGCAUGGGAGGAUUCGAGCUCUGGAGAACACAGUCAAGGAAGAACUCCUCAAGGUGGAAAGGAGGCUUGACAGCAAGGUGGAUGGCGUCAAGAUGGAAAUACUGGAAGCGCUGCAGGGAGGCCCGAUACGGCGCACGGUCUCGCGGCUGAGAGGAGACAUUUCACUGAGGUGGACGGGGUGA
Molecule: messenger RNA, 3852 nt
Organism: Ostreobium quekettii
Lineage: Eukaryota; Viridiplantae; Chlorophyta; Ulvophyceae; Bryopsidales; Ostreobiaceae
Source: the annotation of a GenBank genome assembly